UCCACCUAAAGAUUGAUACAAAUGGAUUAUGCUCUAAUUGUUUUUACCAUUUGAAAGAUGACUUUCUUAACUUAAGGAUCAAUUAAUGGGCAGAAUCCUAUCUCCAAUCCUUCUAAAUAUAUGCUCUAUCACACUAACCAUUCUUAAUACUAUUGCAUUGGGGGGAAGGCCAACCAUAUCUUUCAUUGUUUACUCUAAUUAUUCAAAUACCAUCAUCAAUUGGGACAAGAAAACACAAAAGCUUUGGUGGAGGACUAUUGUUUGGGUAUAAUUUGGAAAGGUUUACUAAAUUUCCCCAAGACACAUGGGCUACCACUGCUUCCUCCCCUUCUCUAUCUUUUUUCCCAGUCUUUCUCCCUUUUCAUUAUUCUCUCUUUCUUUUUCCCAUGGCAUACUAGCCCCACUACUACUAGCCACCCAACAUAUAAUAUGCAUUCACAUUUUAUUGUGUUUGUGCUUUGAGCCCCACCAUUUCCAUACUUUUUAGUUAUGAAACAUGUAAUCUUAUACAAAGCCUUCUCAAAUCUUGAGUAGUAUCCUAAUUUGAUUUCUGUUUACCUCUCCAAACAUCAACAAAUUUGUUGAGAUAAGUUUUAAAUUUGUCUAGUCUUUGACAUAACUUGUUUUGGUUCCAUCAGUUAGGACUAGCUAAUAUUAUAUAAGUACCCUCUUGAGCACUUUGUUUCAUGAUCAUAUUGAAAAGUUCUUAACAUUUCUUCCAAAAUAUGUUUUGUAAUGUAUAGUCCUUCUCGAAAUAAUGAAAACUGCUCUCGAUUGCUUAUUAGCAUAUUCAACACAUAUUAGUGAACCACUUAAUUUCAUAUGCUGUUUAUAUUUCAUUAUUGACCAAGAAAAAUUUCAAGUUUUGAGUUCAAUAAUUUUCUAUCGAGCUGUUUUCUCUCCUUGUCGUUAAUCAUUAAAAAAUGAUAAUCUAUUGGAUUUGACGAAUUUUUUUGCUAUUGCUCAGAAAUUCUCCCACUACUAAUUUAACCAGAAUCUCAUUUGCUUGAAUUCAUGCAUGACACUGAUUGAAAAAGUCAUCUUUUGGAACCAUAAAUGUAACUGCAGGAGGCUUGGAAUCGGCGCAAGACUAGUCCACAAAGUAGAAGAAUGGAGCAAACAAAACGGCGCCGAAUAUGCAUACAUGGCAACCGAUUGCACCAACCAGCCUUCCAUCAACCUCUUCACCGGCAAAUUCUCCUACACCAAGUUCCGGACCCCUGCCAUGCUCGUCCAGCCGGUACACGCUCACCGCAAGUCCAUACCCUCCUCCGUCGCCAUCAUCCGCCUGACCCCUCAGACCGCCGGACUAAUCUAUCGUCGAGCAUUCAGCACCAAAAAUGCCGAAUUCGUUCCACAGGACAUCGACAGCAUCCUCUCCAACAAGCUAAACAUGGGCACCUUCAUGGCCGUGCCAAAAUCAUACAUCGACACAAACAACAACACCACCCUCAAGUCUCCGUUGGAGAGUUUCGCGAUCAUGAGCAUCUGGAACACGAAGGACGUGUUCAAGAUGCAAGUGAAGGGUGCGUCGAGGUUGAACCGCGCCUGUUGUGUGGGUUCGAGGUGGCUGGACUCGCGGCUGCCUUGUCUGAGGCUGCCCUCGAUCGAUCCCAAAGUGUUUAGGGAGUUUGGAGUCCAUGUGAUGUACGGAUUGCACAUGGAAGGAGAGGGUGCGGACGGGCUGAUGAGGGCUCUGUGCCGGUUCGCGCACAAUGUGGCUCGAGACGAUGAUGGGUGCGGAGGGCUGGUCUGUGAGGUUGGUCCACGGGACCCGGUGCGAAAUGUGGUCCCGCAUUGGAGGAGGUUUUCGUGGGAACAGGAUAUCUGGUGCAUCAAGAGGCUUAGGAAAGAGGUUCAUGAUCAUGUGGAUGGAGGAUGUGAGCCCUCCGAUUGGGCGACUUCUUCGGGUUCGUCGCCUGUAAUCUUUGUUGAUCCUAGAGACUUUUGAUGACCCUUUGUCAUCACUAAACUAGUAAACUAUAGGAGAAUAU
Messenger RNA from Linum trigynum, 1994 nucleotides. Lineage: Eukaryota; Viridiplantae; Streptophyta; Magnoliopsida; Malpighiales; Linaceae. The record is from the annotation of a GenBank genome assembly.